AUGGAUGCUCUGGCGAACUGCUACAAUCCAGUCCGGUUCGUCCUCCAACCGUCUGGGCUGUUGGUGCGGAAGAAUUGGCUUCAACUUUGUCCGCUCGAUCCGGCCAUCCGCGCCUCGCCCGUCGAAGCGCAUGACGAGCGCACCCUGGUCAACACGCAGCACGACGACGCGCCUGUGGCACCCUUCACGGCAUGCGCACAGGAAGAACAGGCCUUACUGUCCCCGCCGUUGCCGCUCGCACAUGACGCAGGUAUACAUAGAGAUAAGCUCUGCAUGCCCCUCCCAGAUACUGGCAAGAUACCGGUAGAAGAUGGCGCCGACCCAGAUCCGCCCUUCCUCGAGCUCAGAAAAGCCAGUUCUGCUGCCGGCGUACACGUCUUUUUUUCUCCCUUCCGUGGGCUGCUACCGUUAGCCGCUAUUGCCCGCCGUGGCCGCUCGGUCACCUACCACGGUUCUCGGAUGAGCGAGCCAUGCGUGGCACCUGCCCGACCCCCGCGAUUAGUCGUCGGACGGCGGACAGUGGGACGUGUACCCUUCGAGGCCCAGUGGGCUCGCCGCUGCCCGGACGACUCGGGGCCGGUGCUCUCAGACCCUGGCCCCACUCAGGAGCUGGUUUUGCUGACCACGCACCAAUCGCGCAACGGGGCAAGCGCCCAGUCCCGCCCUCAGGCCUCAGGUCUUCUAGCGGGCUCUCCAGAAAGGAUACUGGUAGAGGCCACGUCAGCGUAUGGACCUACGUGCCAGGUGCGCCCUCGCGCUGGCGAUUCUCAGGCGAUGCGCGCAUCCCCGGAUCCCUCGGGCGAGUUCCCGCCCCCGGAUCGGGGCACGGCAUACAUAGGGGCGGCCUCCACCCCCGAGUGGAUCCGCGACACGCGUGGGGCGGCCAGAUCUGUUCUCCCGCGGGGCACUGAGCCGGGAUCUGCGCAGAUUCGUGUACUCAUCGUCGUCCGCCUUUCGACCACCAGGCGCGCCGAGCCGGAGGUGGUCCACGCAGCCGCGUUCAUCUCGGGCAACGAAUAUGAACGAACACGAACAAGCGACGGGCGCGCCGAUACGGUACGCAUCUGGCGCAGACGCACACCUGCCCGGCAAUGGGCGGGUCGUGGUGGCGCCGGGCGCCAGAGCGUGCCGUGCGUGUGCACCGUGGACGGGACCCGGGGAGAGUCAGAGUACUCGAAGGACUCGCGCCAGCGCGGGUGCAGCAGCACUGCAGAUCGCGUGUUCUCAGCUCAGCUGGGUCGCCCCCUCCCCCUCGCCCGCGAGCGCUGGGACGCGCGAACCCUGCCCGAUCGAGCGUGUCCCUCGCAAAAGGCUGCCGGUGGUGCUCCUUCGGGCACCCCGGCGCUUGUGGGCGGAGAGAAGGGGCGAACGGAGACCGAAGUGCGGAGCGCAGUACGUACUGCCGUGCUGCGAGCGAGCGUGCCCGCGUCGAGCAGCCCGACAGCAGUAGCGCGCACGGUGCAGGAUCGCACCCGCGACGCGUACACGGCGGACGCAUAUAGGCACACCCGCGUUUCCCGGGGACUGGAACCCGCGCGGGGGCACAAAGACGAUCGGGGCGCGCUGGCGAAGAUCAGACCUUACGGCAGUGUCAAUGUCGACGACGCGACUCCGGCGCGGGCCAGUCGAGGGCGUGUGCAGGUCCUGGGCAAGCACUGCGUGCGUGCGUGCGUGCGCGCGUUGACCGAGCAGCGGAAGACGGGAUAUCCAGGGCGUAGAGAGAUGCAGAACACGCUCCUCGAUGCCCGGCAAGUCCCGCUCCCACCAGCGUGUCCGCCCCACCCAUCCUCAAGCCCUUCUCCCCCUCGCGAAGAUGCCGCAUUUGAAAUCGACGCCCGCCGUGGGGUGGAGGGGAAGGAGGGGGGGGGCACCUUCGCGCGGGCGAGGCUCCGCGGGUGUGGAGACAGCCAGCCCAGUUCCAAGAUUGAGUGCAUUGAUUCGAUGGCGACGAUUGGGCGGCCCGCGUCGAAUGCGCACCGAACACUGAAUGGCGCAGGGCCAGAGACGCCGCGUCUAUCUCGCCGUCUAGCCCCAGCGCACCCUGCAGACGAAGGCACCGGUGUGGGACGCACGCGUGGCGGCCAGGAAGCCGGACGGGGGAGAGGGAGGGGGAGAUACGACGGCCGCGCCUCCGCCCCGGUCCAGCGCUGUCUCAGCGAGCCAGGCCCUCGCCGCUCGCCUGGCGGGCAGCAGCGCACAGAGAAAUGGCCAUCAGAACGCACGCCCCUCGCCACUCUGCGCGGGUGCAGACGCACGUACGUACAUGGCUACGUACAUACCCCCCUGCAGAACGAUGUACCAGAACCGCUUACCCCGCGGUGCCCCGCAUUGCGUCGUCUGCGCGUGUGCAGGGGGGAGGGAGCUGACUCUGGUCACGCAGGCGGGCUGAUUCAACAGCGGACCAAAGUGCGCGCGCGGGGGGACCCACUGUCUUUCUAUGGCGGUGGGAGCGCACCUGCGUGUGCGCCAGGGCCAGUGCGCACGGACAACGGGGGGGAGAAGCGUUCAUGCGCACUCGCGGCUUCUGCAGUGUGUGCCGGCGUGUUUGCAUCUCGUUCUCUUCUUCUCUUCUUGCUCUUCUUGUUCUUGUUCGGACGGGGGACGCCAUAG
Messenger RNA from Fibroporia radiculosa, 2610 nucleotides. RefSeq lists its product as uncharacterized. The record is from RefSeq and is a predicted model, not a curated record. Lineage: Eukaryota; Fungi; Basidiomycota; Agaricomycetes; Polyporales; Fibroporiaceae. The coding region runs from base 1 to 2610 and encodes 869 amino acids. The transcript has 8 exons.